GCAGAGAUUAUCAUUUAUCAUGCUGAGAUUUGGGCAGCACAUCAUCAAGCCCUCCGUGGUCUUCCUGAAGACUGAGCUCUCCUUUGCUCUUGUGAAUCGCAAGCCGGUGGUCCCAGGCCAUGUCCUUGUUUGCCCGCUGCGUCCGGUGGAGCGUUUCCGUGACCUGUGUCCCGAGGAGGUGGCUGAUCUGUUUCGUAUGGCACAAAGGGUUGGCAACGUGGUAGAGAAACACUUCGGUGCCACUUCACUUACCAUUUCAAUUCAGGAUGGCCCUGAAGCCGGACAAACUGUGAAGCAUGUCCAUGUCCACGUCCUUCCGAGGAGGGCAGGAGACUUCAGCAGAAAUGACGAUGUCUACAAGGAGUUGCAACAACAUGACAAAGAGGAUUCCCCUGACAAAUGGAGAACAGAGGAAGAAAUGGCAGCUGAAGCAGCAAUUCUGAAGAAGUAUUUCCAAGAAAAUUAGAGGUAACAAAGUGUUUGAAAAGCAUCCUGUGACAUAAACUUCCCGGAAAGACCUCGUUCUUUUGUUCUCAGUGGCCCUGGAGCAGCAGCUGAACAAUUUUAUUAUGUUCUACAAAUAGGGGAUUCUUCUAUGAAAAAUUUUAUUGGACCUUUGGAUAUCAUCAAAGUUGAAUUUCAGCUAAGACAACUAACAGUACUGAUUCAAAAUACUGCUCUGAGUAGUAACUCAUAUUUUUCUGAAUUGUAUACUUGGGAACAAAUCAUUUAAAAUUGUCCCUUGGUCUAAAUUGAAAUAAAGUGCUAGCAAAACUGGGUAGCUGCUGCAUUUAGAUACAUUACAAAGCGUUUACUCCAUGUUGUGCUUUUUCAGAUUCAGUUAUUGCGUGUGGGCUAUCAUAUCAAAGAAAAAUUAGAUCUUCUAGCAAUGUGACAUUUCAUAAAAAAAAAAAGUCUUUGUUAUAGACUAGACAAGAUAAACUUGGAGAGCUACCUUUUUGCCAGAUAAGAUAGUAGAACAAGAAAUAUGUACUGCUUCUUAAGAUAUUUCCUUUCUGUGUUGCUUCUCAUGCAUUGUCACAAAGUUUCUGGGCCUUACGGCAAUAGAAAACACUUCUGCAGAUCAAUGAAUAUGUAAAGCUGCUAAUGUGAUAGUCAUUGUGGUAGGGUUAGACCAGCAUGAAAGUCCUGCUUGCAGCAACAGACAAUGUGAGUGGGAGCCACCCAUGUGGAAUGCUCCCUCUGCAAGGAAUGCUGUGUUCAGAGCCCCACAAAGGAAGGAGCCCACCAUGGGUUAGCUGUUGAUUGCUAACAUAAUAAAAAAGAAGUCAAACAACAGAUGGAAGGGAAAAGAAAUGAGUCUGCAAGACAUGCAUGAAAUGAGCACCCAUAAUCCUGCUCUUGAAUUGUGGGAAAGCUACAGCUGAAGUUUUCUGUGUCCCCUGAGCUAGGAUGGAAAAUCAUGUGUGCCAUGUCCUUCAAUAAAAGUUCUUUAACAAGA
Anas platyrhynchos (mallard) is the source of this 1462-nucleotide messenger RNA. RefSeq names its product fragile histidine triad diadenosine triphosphatase (gene FHIT). Gene Ontology annotation, cellular component: plasma membrane; nucleus; cytoplasm. Gene Ontology annotation, molecular function: ubiquitin protein ligase binding; bis(5'-adenosyl)-triphosphatase activity. Gene Ontology annotation, biological process: negative regulation of proteasomal ubiquitin-dependent protein catabolic process; intrinsic apoptotic signaling pathway by p53 class mediator; diadenosine triphosphate catabolic process. NCBI's taxonomy places the organism in Eukaryota, Metazoa, Chordata, Aves, Anseriformes, Anatidae. The record is from RefSeq and is a predicted model, not a curated record.